This is a messenger RNA of Gongylonema pulchrum, 300 nucleotides long. The record is from the annotation of a GenBank genome assembly. Lineage: Eukaryota; Metazoa; Nematoda; Chromadorea; Rhabditida; Gongylonematidae.
GCCAAUGAUGAUAUUCGAGCAAACGAUGCUUCCGGUCGGGCACGUCAAGUAACUUUUGCGGAUAAUCCGGAUAUGUACAGUGAUAGUGGUAGUGAUGUUGUCUGUUUGAACGGUAGACCAACAGAACAGAAUAACCGAACGCUGCCGCCGAAGAAUGUCCGCUGGAAUGAACCAUUGGCCACAACUGCAGCACCGCUGGACAUUUCACCGGUUUCUUCACAUUCUCCACUCACAGCUGUGAAUUCAGAUAUGGUUGGUAAAUUAUUUUGGGCAAGCAGGCGCAACAACCGUGGAAAUUGA